Striga asiatica is the source of this 3716-nucleotide messenger RNA. The record is from the annotation of a GenBank genome assembly. Lineage: Eukaryota; Viridiplantae; Streptophyta; Magnoliopsida; Lamiales; Orobanchaceae.
CUUGCAGAUUGAAAAUUCCAUUUCCAGACCUACAAAGUCAAUUGACCUUCUCCACAGUCUCUCUCGACCUACCGCCGCUAAUUCUGCUAACAAUGGCGGUCGGCGGCUGUGCUCUCUCAUCGGAUAACGUCGUCGUGAAGUCCCCUACUGACCGGCGUCUCUACAGAUACAUACAGCUCGCCAAUGGCCUCUGCGCUUUGCUAAUUCAUGAUCCCGAUAUUUACUCCAAUGAACCUUCGGCCAGUUCAAAGAUGGAAUGCAGCGAAGAUGAAGAUGAGGACGAAGAUGAGGAAGACGACGAAGAAGAAGACGAUUCGGAAGAUGAUGACAGCGCCGAGGAGGAAGAGGACGAGGAAGAUGACGAGGUGAAAGGAUUGAAAGACUCGGUGCAAAAGAAGGCGGCGGCGGCCAUGUGUGUGGGGACCGGAAGUUUUGCGGACCCUUAUGAGGCACAGGGACUGGCGCAUUUUUUAGAGCACAUGCUCUUCAUGGGGAGUACUGAGUUCCCUGAUGAAAAUGAGUAUGAUAGUUACUUGGCUAAGCAUGGAGGCUCGUCAAAUGCAUAUACAGAAACUGAGUACACUUGCUACCAUUUUGAAGUAAAAAGGGAGUUUCUUCACGGCGCUUUGAUGAGGUUUGCUCAAUUUUUUGUUUCUCCUUUGGUAAAAGCUGAAGCCAUGGAAAGGGAGGUGUUAGCUGUAGACUCAGAAUUCAAUCAGGCUUUGCAAAGCGAUUUGUGUCGCCUGCAACAACUGCAGUGCCAUACUUCUGCUCAUGGUCAUCCUUUCAAUCGGUUCUUUUGGGGGAAUAAGAAGAGCUUGGCAGAUGCUAUGGAGAAAGGAGUCAAUUUAAGAGACCAUAUUCUGAAAUUAUACCAUGACAACUAUUAUGGUGAAUCAAUGAAGCUAGUUGUUAUAGGUGGAGAGACUCUUGAAGUCCUUGAAAGUUGGGUUCUUGAAUUAUUUAGCAGUGUAAAGAAAGCACAUUUGGUUAAGCCAGAGACAAGCCUAGACAUUCCUAUUUGGAAAGCUGGCAAACUUUACUGGUUAGAGGCUGUUAAAGAUGUACAUAUCCUUGAUUUAUCUUGGACAUUGCCUUCGCUAAGAAAAGACUACAAGAAGAAAGCAGAAGACUACCUCGCUCAUCUCCUUGGACAUGUGCCUAAAAUUCAUAUGAGCAUGCUUAUGCCUGAGUCUUCAUGUCCACUCUUGACUGGGCGAAAUAACAUGAUUUCAGAGGGCAGAGGAAGUUUGCAUUUUUUCUUGAAAGCUAAAGGUUGGGCGACGUCUAUAUCUGCUGGUGUCAGUGAUGAAGGGAUGUACCGUUCUUCUAUCGCGUAUAUCUUUGGCAUGUCAAUAUACUUGACCGACUCUGGCUUGGAGAAGAUCUUCGAAAUCAUUGGCUUUGUGUAUCAAUAUCUCAAACUACUGCGUGAAGAUUCUCCUAAAGAAUGGAUAUUUAAGGAACUCCAAGAUAUUGGAAAUAUGGAAUUUAGAUUUGCAGAAGACCAACCUCAGGAUGAUUAUGCUGCGGAACUUGCUGGGAAUCUGCUUGUUUAUCCUCCAGAGCACGUUAUCUAUGGUGACUACGCAUAUGAAGUCUGGGACAAGAAUAUGAUUAAACAUCUUUUGGGUUUCUUUAGGCCUGGAAACAUGAGAGUCGACAUAUUAACCAAGUCUUUUGAGAAGUCUAACGAUAUCCAGCAUGAGCCAUGGUUUGCAUCGAAAUAUGUUGAGGAAGAUAUUCCACUGCAUCUGAUGGAUCAAUGGGAAGAUCCUCCUCAAAUUGAUUCCCUUUUACAUCUUCCCUCCAAGAAUGACUUCAUUCCACGUGACUUUUCCCUAUGCAGUGACAGGGCAUCUUGUCAUGCUGAGGAUGCAUCAUCUCCAAGAUGUAUACUUGAUGGACCUGGGAUCAAGUUGUGGUACAAGCUUGAUAAGACUUUUAAUCUUCCUCGUGCAAACACAUAUUUCCGUAUAAACCUAAAAGGAGGAUAUAGUAAUAUAAGGAAUGCUCUGUUGACUGAAUUAUUUGUAUUGCUCCUGAAGGAUGAGCUUAAUGAGAUUAUCUAUCAGGCCAGCGUUGCAAAAUUAGAGAGUUCAGUUUCUCUAUAUGGCGACAAGUUGCAGUUAAAGCUCUAUGGUUUCAAUGAUAAACUUUCAGUUCUCUUGUCUAAGAUCCUGGCAGUAGCUAAGUCUUUUUCGCCAAAGGAGGAUCGCUUCAGGGUACUGGUUAGCAUAUUUAAUGUUCUUGUGGCAUUUCCAAGAAAGGAAAAUAUGUCAAAUUUUCAACUUCCGAAGAAUGGUUUCAUUUCACAACCUUCUGUUGUUAAAGAAGAUCUUGAGAGGACUUUGAGAAACACCAACAUGAAGCCUCUAAGCCAUUCUUCCUAUUUGAGACUGCAAGUUUUAUGUCGAAGUUUCUGGGAUGUGGAGGAAAAGUUGUGCUUGUUAAAUGAUGUCUCCCUUUCCGAUUUAAAGGCUUUCAUUCCUGAUCUUCUUUCGCAGUUGUACAUUGAGGGCCUUUGCCAUGGGAAUUUGCUGGAAGAGGAAGCUAUUCAGAUAUCAGACAUAUUCAAAAGUAAUUUCUCUGUGCUGCCACUUCCACUUGAACUGAGACACAUGGAGCUUGUAAUGUGUCUUCCUCCAAGUGCGGACCUCGUUAGAGAUAUAAGAGUGAAAAAUAAGCUAGAAACAAACUCAGUGGUAGAGCUUUAUUUUCAGAUUGAACCAGAAGAAGGAACAAAGUUGAUUCAGUUAAAAGCUCUUAUAGAUCUUUUUGAUGAAAUAGUUGCUGAACCACUUUUUAAUCAACUGAGGACAAAGGAACAACUUGGUUAUGUUGUUGACUGUGGGCCAAGAGUCACAUACCGGAUUAUAGGAUUUUGUUUCCGGGUUCAAUCUUGUGAAUAUAACCCGGGCUACUUACAAGGGAGGAUUGAGAGCUUCAUAAAUGGCUUAGAAGAGAUGUUGAAUGAGCUUGAUCAUGAUUCAUUUGAGAAUUAUAAAAAUGGUUUAACGGGAAAGCUUCUCGAGAAAGACCCAUCUCUUUUAUAUGAAACAAAUCGUUUCUGGGAUCAAAUAACAGACAAAAGGUAUAUGUUUGACUUGUCCGUAAAGGAGGCUGAAGAACUAAAAGAUAUUCAGAAGGGAGAUAUUAUUGAUUGGUACCACACUUAUUUAAGGAAACCUUCUCCCAAGUGUCGUAGGCUUGCUGCUCGUGUGUGGGGCUGCAACACGGACUCGAAAGAUGCAGAUCCAAAAGACGCGUCUCGGCAGGUUAUUAAAGACCUUGAAAGUUUCAAGAAAUCUUCUGAGUUCUACCCAAGCCUUUGCUGAUAGUAAAAUCUUCAUUGGUUAACCUAAUUGGCUCUGAAUUCAUCUACAACUUCAUCCACCAUAUGCUUUGAAAUCAGGUGAUGAUUGGAGAUCAAUAGACAGCACUUUUCUUGUUGUUCUACUUCAAAGUUUUGCCUUUUUGCCUUUUUAUUUAUAGUGAUGAUAGUUGAGUUGACUAAAUUAAUAAUGAAUAUAUACUUUUACUAGUCCCAUAGACAUUAUUUUUUAUGUGGAUUACAUUGUUUAUUUAUUUUUGGAUGAUAUGCAUUUGAAUGGAACAAUUUGAAAUGAAGAAUGCACCGUAGUGGCAUAUUUUGUGUGAGAUGCCCUUUUAUCAUCUUCUGAAGCGAUGGACUUCAGUUCAUAUUCUUACGUUCA